Pyrus x bretschneideri (Chinese white pear) is the source of this 899-nucleotide messenger RNA. RefSeq names its product polyadenylate-binding protein 2. The record is from RefSeq and is a predicted model, not a curated record. The transcript is spliced from 6 exons. Bases 57 to 722 code for a protein of 221 amino acids. Lineage: Eukaryota; Viridiplantae; Streptophyta; Magnoliopsida; Rosales; Rosaceae. Gene Ontology annotation, molecular function: RNA binding.
GAGAGACGAACGUGUAUACCUAUCUUGGAAAUCAGAGGUCGCAGAGAGGUAGCGCAAUGGAGGAAGAGGAGCAUGAGGUGUACGGAGCAGAGAUCCCAGACGAAGGAGAAAUGGACGGCGACUUGGAUGCUCUCCAUGCCGACGUCGACAUGUCCACCGCCGACGACGACGCCGUAAAGGAGCUGGAUGAGAUGAAGAAGCGGUUGAAGGAGAUGGAGGAGGAAGCUGCUGCUCUUCGCGAGAUGCAGGCCAAGGUUGAAAAGGAAAUGGGAGCUGUUCAAGAUCCUGCAAUUGCUGCUGCUUCUCAAGCAAACAAGGAAGAGGUGGACGCACGAUCUGUUUUUGUUGGCAAUGUGGAUUACGCAUGCACACCUGAAGAAGUACAGCAGCAUUUCCAAUCAUGUGGUACGGUUAAUAGAGUGACUAUACUGACAGAUAAGUUUGGCCAACCGAAGGGUUUCGCUUAUGUGGAAUUCGUUGAAACUGAAUCUGUUCAAGAGGCUCUCGGCCUAAACGAAUCUGAGUUGCACGGCCGGCAAUUGAAGGUUUUGCCUAAAAGGACGAAUGUUCCUGGUAUGAAGCAAUACAGACCUAGACGCUUCAAUCCUUAUAUGGGUUACCGCUUCAGGAGGCCAUAUGUACCUCCUUACUUUUACUCGCCCUAUGGAUAUGGAAAGGUUCCGAGGUUCAGAAGGCCAGCUCGAUACAUGCCGUAUUACUGAAAGAUUGGUUGCAUAAUCAAAUACAAGGCCUGUCAUUUCAUAUUUACAGUUGAUUUUUAGUUUUAAUCUGGUAGUUGUAUCGAUUUGCCGUUACUGCUAAGUACACUAUGAACUGGAUGAAUAGCCACCUACCUAUAUUGCUGUUGAAGUAGCUAAUAAAAGUUUCAUAUUGGCCAA